Nicotiana tabacum (common tobacco) is the source of this 1373-nucleotide messenger RNA. Its product is annotated as chorismate mutase 1, chloroplastic. Gene Ontology annotation, cellular component: cytoplasm. The record is from RefSeq and is a predicted model, not a curated record. Gene Ontology annotation, molecular function: chorismate mutase activity. Lineage: Eukaryota; Viridiplantae; Streptophyta; Magnoliopsida; Solanales; Solanaceae. Gene Ontology annotation, biological process: aromatic amino acid biosynthetic process; chorismate metabolic process.
UUUAACUACGUACUUUACUUGCCUUAACCAGACGCCAUUCGCAGCCAAAUCCACCUAUCUCUCCUCUUUCUUCAUUUCCACUCUUUGUAAUGGAAGCCCAAUUGUUAAAACUCCCUUCUCCUUCCUUAACAAGUACCAAUUCUUCAAAACACAGUACCCUUUUACCCCGUCAAAAAUGGUCAAAUUUUUGUAAGUUUCAAUUACCCAAUUCAACUAGUACCAUUACUAUUCGUCCCCUUCAAGCUUCUGCUACUUCUCUUGGACUUGGGCCAAAGAAGAGAAUAGAUGAGACGGAGAGUUACACUCUUGAUGGUAUAAGGAACUCUUUAAUUCGACAAGAAGAUAGCAUAAUAUUCAGCCUUGUGGAGAGAGCUCAGUACUGUUACAAUGCGGAGACAUAUGAUCCUGAUGUUUUUUUGAUGGAUGGGUUUCAUGGCUCUUUGGUUGAAUAUAUUGUCAAAGAAACUGAAAAGCUUCAUGCUAAGGUUGGAAGAUAUAAAAGCCCUGAUGAGCACCCAUUCUUCCCAAAAGAAUUACCCGAGCCAAUGUUGCCACCCAUGCAGUUCCCAAAGGUUCUGCAUUCAGUUGCUGAUUCAAUAAAUAUCAAUGUCAAAAUAUGGGAAAUGUAUUUCAAGAAUCUCCUCCCAAGAUUAGUAAAGGAAGGCGACGAUGGUAAUUUUGGAUCUACAGCAGUUUGUGACACUAUUUGCUUGCAGGCCCUGUCGAAGAGAAUUCAUUAUGGGAAAUUUGUCGCUGAAGCAAAAUUUCGAGCCUCACCAGAUGUCUAUAAGGCUGCCAUAAGAGCACAAGACAGAAACGGACUGAUGGAUUUGUUAACCUACCCUACUGUUGAAGAGGCUAUCACGAGGAGGGUAGAAAUGAAAACCAGAACUUACGGACAAGAAUUUAACAUCAAUGGACCGGAAAAUGGAGGUGACCCAGUGUACAAAAUAAAACCAAGCCUAGUUGCUGAAUUGUACGGCGACUGGAUCAUGCCAUUGACAAAGGAAGUUCAAGUUGAGUAUCUCCUGAGAAGACUGGAUUAGAAAGAAAAAGAAAACAUCUGAUGGAAGUCAUGUAACUUAUACUAGUAUUGAAUUAUAUGCACAAAUAUUAUAUUGUUCCACCAGAGAUGGACAUCUGUCGAUGCAGAUGCCGAUAAAUAUGUGGUGGUUUUCGGAUUUGGGACUCGGUUUCUUACAGUGAUUUCUUGCAUUGUAAAUGAACAUUGAUCUGGGAAAGACUACACUGUGAUUCUUUGCCUAAGAAUAUGUCGAUAACUUGUUGUAAUUUAUGAUUUAUAGUCCUUGAAAACGUAGAAGAGAGAUGUAAUUUUGCGAUAUGAACGUUAUAAGCUGGUCUUUUCCAAUGAA